Messenger RNA from Phragmites australis (common reed), 1412 nucleotides. RefSeq names its product WD repeat-containing protein 55. Gene Ontology annotation, molecular function: protein binding. NCBI's taxonomy places the organism in Eukaryota, Viridiplantae, Streptophyta, Magnoliopsida, Poales, Poaceae. The record is from RefSeq and is a predicted model, not a curated record. The transcript is spliced from 15 exons. Bases 88 to 1149 code for a protein of 353 amino acids.
CGAGGGGCGCGGGGUCCUCGACUCGGCUGUUGUCUUCCAGACCCGCCCGCCGCCGCCGCCUCCCUCUCCGCCCCGCCCGCCACCGCGAUGGAGGCCCUCCACGAGGAGAUGGCCUUCGACCUCGACUUCCACCCGUCGUCCCCCCUCGUCGCCACCUCUCUCAUCACCGGCGAGCUCCACCUGUUUCGCUACGCCCCCGAGUCGCAGCCUGAGAGGCUAUUUACGGUAAAAGCUCAUAAGGAGUCAUGUAGAGCUGUUCGAUUUGUGGAUUCAGGAAAAGUGAUUUUGUCGGGAUCUGCCGAUUGCUCAAUUCUUGCCUCCGAUGUAGAAACAGGCAAGGCCAUUGCCCGCUUGGAGGAUGCACAUGAGAAUGGCAUUAACCGCCUUGUAUGUCUUACUGAAACUAUGGUAGCCACAGGUGAUGAUGAAGGUUGCAUUAAGGUAUGGGAUACACGGGAGCACUCUUGCUGUAACACCUUUGAUACCCAUGAAGAUUACAUAUCAGAUAUGACCUAUGUGUCAGAUACAAAUCAAAUAUUGGCCACAAGCGGCGAUGGGACUUUGUCUGUCAACAAUCUUCGUAGGAAUAAAGUAAAGUUCCAAUCUGAAUUUUCAGAAGACGAAUUGCUAUCUUUGGUGGUAAUGAAGAAUGGUAAAAAAGUUGUUUGUGGAACUCCAAGUGGAGCUCUGUUGUUAUAUUCGUGGGGAUACUUUAAGGAUUGCAGCGACCGCUUUCUGGGCCACGCACAAUCUGUUGAUACUAUGCUAAAGCUGGAUGAAGAAACUCUGAUUUCUGGUGCAUCAGAUGGUGUGAUCAGAUUAGUGGGUAUCUUACCUAACAGGAUAAUCCAGCCACUUGCUGAGCAUUCAGAAUAUCCAAUUGAGGCCCUUGCUCUUUCGAAUGAUAGGAAAUAUCUUGGCAGCAUCUCACAUGAUAAAAUGCUGAAGCUGUGGGACUUGCAAGAACUCUUGAAUGGUCCACAGCUAGUCCACGGUGAUGAGUCGGUUGAACCUGGUAGUGAUGAUAGUGACGAUAAUGAGAUGGAUGUAGAUAUGGAGCCACGCUCUUCGAAAGGAUCAAGGAGUAAAAAAACAGGGAAAGGUCAGAGUUCAGGUAGACCCUCAGCAGACUUCUUCGCAGAUUUGUAGCUGCUAUUGCCCAAAUCAGAAGUUCGCUCAGGGCAAGUCGUUUUUCUUAUCCAACAAAAGUGCCAGAGAGAGUUGGAUUGCCAAUGCAGUUUUGAUAUCUUCCGGUGCAAGGCGUGUCUAAUCAAAUGUUGUCUCCUAAGGAUAUUGGUUGGUACUAGAUGUAUUAUUAGGCUGUGCUAUUUGUUUCCAGGAAACAGUGAACACCCAUUGUGGUUAUCCUCAUUACACAUGUGAUGAUCGUAAAGAAGAGCCUUGUCUCUGAA